This is a messenger RNA of Zophobas morio, 2474 nucleotides long. RefSeq lists its product as uncharacterized. Gene Ontology annotation, molecular function: GTP binding. The record is from RefSeq and is a predicted model, not a curated record. The transcript has 5 exons. NCBI's taxonomy places the organism in Eukaryota, Metazoa, Arthropoda, Insecta, Coleoptera, Tenebrionidae. Bases 172 to 2334 code for a protein of 720 amino acids.
AUAUAAACAGUUUGUUCGCAAGGAGCUGAUAACGAUAAGCAUAGGUCAUAGAUUUGUACUUCAUCAAUUUUCUCCUGUUUUAUUGGUGUAGCUAACCCAAAUCACAAAACAAAGAACCCAUCGCAAUAAAUCACAACGAGGUUUUCAGAACAAUCACCAUACAUAAACAGAAUGUUUCGCAGAUUUAGUAGUCUGCCAAGGCGCCACCAAUCAGACCAGACUGAUAUAAACCUACUUUUACUAGGCGAAACUGGCGUGGGAAAAUCUACUUUUAUCAACUCGAUAUCAAACUAUUUCAAAUACCCAACUUUCAGAGCAGCCUAUGAAGGCAAAAUCGACGUGUUAAUACCAGUCUGCUUAAACUUGUCAAACGGUAAUAAAGUAUAUGGCCGCCUGGACGAAGACGAAAGCCACGAAUAUGGCCAAUCUGCGACACAGUUGGUUAAAGUUUACUCAUUCCCGAUACAAAUAAACAACAGAGUAUUAAAUUUGAAAAUAGUCGAUACUCCAGGAGUUGGAGAUCCUAGAGGAAUCGAACAGGACAAUAUCCACAUAGACAACAUCCUAUCAUACUUAUCAACAUUGAAGAAACUCCACGGAAUUUGUUUUGUGAUGAAAGCAAACGCAACCAGAUUUACGAGCUUUGUCGAGUACUGUUUAAAACAAAUAUUGACUCGCCUGGAAAAAAGCGCAAGUGAAAACAUUAUUUUUAUUACUACGUACAGCAAGAAUAGUCAGUACAGCGCAGGAGAAGCUAAAUAUCAUUGCUUGCAGCCGCUGAUUCGCAGUAUCAAAGCUAAACCACCACACGUUGAUAUUCCUUUAAACGAGAACAACGUCUUUGCUUUAGACAACGAGGCGUUUAAAGCACUACUGGAAAUUCAAGAAGGACAGAAGUUCAGUCCGUAUGAAAUUAGGUGCUUUGCUGAAAGUUGGAAGGUCUCUUUGGAAGAAUGUCGUCGAUUAUUAAUUUAUGUUGCUGGAGAUGGUAGAAUUCCUCCACUAAUGCCCCACAAUGUCGAAAAUACAAUGGCUGUUAACGAAGCACGCUUUCUAAUUGAACAACUGGCAACUCCGCUUGCCGAAAUAUCUGAGCUAAUACAAGACAAUUUGCUUCAGCUCGAUCGUCACAAAAUGAACUUGAGUGUUGAAAAUCAAAGUCUGAAUGAACUGAAACAAAAACUCUACAUACCUUGUGUAGACCUAGAGGUGAAAGUGUUAAACCAACCCAUUACAGUUUGUACGAAUACCAAAUGCGCGGAAGUGCUUAAGGUCGACAACGUCACCCAAUGGCAUUACCAGCAAAUAUGCCACGAACCCUGUUUCCUGGAAGGAGUUCCAAGAGAAAUGGUCGGAGACCCAGGACUUACCAAUUGCGUAGCAAUGAACUUUGGCAAUUCUUGCAUAGAGUGUGGUUGUAACUGGAGACAUCACAUGCACAUAUACAAAACCACCGAAAAAAUACAGGUCCAAAAAGAAGACCAAAAGGUACGACAUGCUAUUAAAGAUAAAGAAGACGCUCGUGUUCGUAUCCAAAAACUGAUGAAAAAGUUGAACAGACGGAUGAAAGAAUUGGAAAAUGAGAGCCAAGUUAUUUCUGAAAGUAUUGCUAAGUUUUCUUGGUUUCUGCAGGAGCACGCUUUAACGCCGUUUAACGAUGCGUAUGGAGAUUAUAUUCAACAGCUCAUCACAAAUGAGAAAUUUCUUGGGAAGUGCGGUGACCCGUCAGUAACCGCGAAACUUGAAAAGUUAUUGGGCAAACACCAAAAUUUGCAGAAAAUGUUUCAGAAAGGAGCACAGAUGUCUGAUUUCAUGUCUGUGCAGCACGAUCUAAGUGUUGAGGGAAUUAAACGAAGUAUAAGUCAAUUAUACAAACUAAAACAUAUGGGACGAAAAAUCGAAGAACUUAUUUGGAAAUCGACAGGUUCUGGCGAUAGGAAUAUACAGCAGAAAUUCAAGUGUGUGGUUUCGAAAAGAAAUAAUUCUAGACGUGAUAAUAAUCAAGUUGGAGAAACUUCUACAAGUGAAUACUAUUUUAGUACUCAAUCUUCUAGAAGUCGAUCUUAUGACUCUAACAAAACUGAUUCAAGUGGGUAUAGUUUUAGUAUCUCUACAGGAUACUCGUCUGAUAGCUCAAGCGCAGAUAGCAGUCAGUCGUCUUGGACAGAUAUAGAUGACGACGAAGACUUUAGUAAUUCAGACGAAUCACUCGAAGGAAAUGUUGAAAGAAAACCCACUUCGGGUGACAAAAUAUCUGAAAAGUCUGGAGGUGAAUAUUUUUUUAAUGUGGGUAAAUAUUCGAUAGAUGAACUUAACAGACUAAGACUAAAUUAACCAUCUGAGAUACUGUUUAAUUUUCUCGGAGACCUCUGCAAAUUAUGGAAAAUGAUUUAUGUCUAAAUAAACUAUUGUUUAUAAAUGAUUAACUUUUAAUUUUAUUUGACACCAAAACAAAAUAAACAUGUAACAGAUUA